AAGGCGACAGGAGUAGAGAGCUAGGUCACCUGCCCGCCACUGGGAAACGCUGGGUAGUCAAGACGCCAUGGAGUUUGGACCUGUUUAGCUGCUGGGUGGUGGCGCGGGGUUCUGGGCGUGCCUGAGGCGGAGCCAGGUGACUUCGCUGAGCUGACAUUCUUGCCUUUCUUUCAGCCCCGGAUUCCUUUGCCUCUGAGACAGUGACGCACUUAAAAGUGACUCAGUUUCAGAGAAAGGAAAUUGGAGAGGACAGAGGCUGAAGACUGUGUGGACCGGCAGGGAAAGGCACGGUGAUGCCCUCAACCCGGUCCCUGCGGGGACUUCAUCACGUAGCCUGUCCCGCCUGCACCCGGCCCCUGCAGGAUGCGGUGACCAUAGCCUGCGGACACGCUGUCUGUCUAUCCUGCCUCCCGCGCACACCGAUGGGGGCCAAGCUGCUGUGCCCGCUCUGUCAGGAGGAAGAAGAGCAAACCCAGGCCGCAGUGGCCCCGGUGCCCCUGGGUCCCCUGGGCGAGACCUGCUGCGAGGAGCACGGAGAGAAGAUCUAUUUCUUCUGCGAGACCGACGCGGAGCUGCUCUGCGUGUUCUGCAGGGAGGGCCCCGCCCACCAGGCGCACACCGUGGGGUUCCUGGAUGAAGCCAUCCAGCCCUACAGGGAUCGUCUCAAGAGUCGGUUAGAAGCUCUGAGGAUGGAGCGGGACAAGAUGGAAGACAAGAAAUGCCAAGAAGACCACAAGCUCCGAGAGCUCCUGAUGCAGGUUGAAAGCAAGAAGCAACAGGUAGAAGCUGCAUUUGAAAGGCUGACACAGGAGCUUGGGGACCAGAGGCACCUCCUGAUGACCAGGCUGGAGGGGCUAGAACAGCAGAUCUGGGAGGAGAGGGAGGAGUACAUUACAAAGGUCUCUCAGGAGGUCCACCGGCUGGGCGCCCAGGUUGAGGAGCUGGAAGAGAAAUGUCAGCGACCAGCAAGUGAGCUUCUGCAAGAUGCCAGACUCAACCAGAGCAGGUAUGAGAUGAAGACUUUUGUGAGUCCGGAGGCCAUUUCCUCUGAUCUUGCUAGGAAGAUUCGAAACCUCCACAGGAAAAUACUUGGUCUCCCAAAGAUGAUGAGGACAUUCUCAGAAAACUUGAUACAUCAUCUGGAAACAGAUUCAGGUAAUCAUCGAGGGCUCUGGGCUUCCCCCACCCCCACCCCAGCAUUUAUCCAUUCCACCCAUGGCCACAAACAGCAAUGAGUUGUGCUCACCUGACCCUGAUUGCUUGGGGUCUUGAGUCUAUUAAGCUCUUUCUCCCCACCACAAAGUGUAAACAGUUAACAGAAGCUACGCUACAUGUCCAUGUGAAGAUUAAAUUAAUGGUAUACAGAGAGCUCAGCACAGUACUGGACACACAGUGAUCGAUGAAUGUUGUCAGUUACUGUCUAUUCAUUCAAAAUACGUAGUCAGCCCAAGCUUGGCCUAGAAUUAUGCUAGAAUCUCCACAGAUUUGAACAAAUAUUGUAUAUUAUCAAAAACCAAAAAACCCUCAGCAUUUUUCUGGGUGUGGCGGCACACGGCUACAAUCCCAGAACUAGAAGCAGUCAGACCGACUGCCACAAGUUCAAGGUCAGCCUGGACUCGUGAGCUAGUUCUAGGUCAGCCUCAGCUAGUGACACCCUUUGGGGGAGGGGGAUGGAUAAGGCUGGGCUCUAGGGCUGUAUCAACAGCUUUUUCCUAGAGCAUGCUUGCUUAGAAUGCAUAAAGUCCCAGUACUACAAAAAAAGGGACUGGGAGAGGAGGGGCAAGAGCAUUUACGUUCAAACUGGAGCUUACCUGUUCCCACCAACACUUGCCUGAUCUCACAUUGAUCCUUAUUUCUUUAACUUACUGUAGAAAUGCCAUCCAGACAUCUGAUUAAAAUGCAGGCUCUUGUUUAGGUGGGGCCCCAAGAUUCUGUCUUUUAACAAGCUCCUAGGCCCUGCUCUGUGGCCUGGGCACCUCACUUUAAGAAGCAAAUUCUCAGGCAGAGCUGUCACAUCUGUCCUCCAGAAACAGAUGCUUAAGAAGCAGGCAGCAUGGUCGAUGCUCCAUCCUGGAAGUGUGUGUGUGAGGCUACUCGGGACCCUCGGACCACAAACCUGAGCCUGGUCCACUCCGAAGACUUAAUGUCUACCUGAGUGUCAGCUGCACCAUGGGAGUGGCCCCCGAGGAGGCCAGGGUGAGGAGAGAGCAGGCCCUGGACACCAAGGACAGCGUUCAUGCUUCAGCUAGACAGCACCCACCCGUCUUGAACCAGGGGACACAGCUGUUCUUCAAUGCAGACGUGGCCCUGGACUACCAGGCAGGGUAAGAGACCCUGCAAAUGUGUCAUACCGGGACACCGAUUGCCAUUUCUUUCUCUACUCCUACCUCAUCUGCAAACAAGUUCUUGCCUGACUUUGAAUGACUGAGGGGGAGCCAAGGAAGUGUGGCAGAGACACCGGCACCCUGGAACCCAGCCCUGUCCUUAGUAUUUAAAAGACAGAUUGGAAUUUAGUGUCUUGGAAUCUUUUGCAAUUUUUUAAAAAGAUAUUUAAGUGUCAAGUAAAUUCAGCUCCUUGCAGUCCUGUGCUUGGACAUGAUAUUCCCUCUGAUCCAGAGGCAGGCAAGGAAGGCUACAACCUAGACACCAUUAAGGUAUGAGCCAAUGGGAUUUAGAAGGGAAAACCAACAAGCAAAAACCUGUAAAAGCCUCAAAGUGAUCAGGGUAAGGAAGCCAGGACUCUGGCUUGUGUUAAUUUAUAGUGGCUUUUGGAUACAAAACAGGACAUGCUUUGGAGCCUCAUCAACUCUGGGUGGAUCCCCAAAGCCCUCUCAGGUCAUUUACCCAGGUUUUGAAUGUCCUAAUAAAGUAUGUGACCUACA
Mesocricetus auratus (golden hamster) is the source of this 2882-nucleotide messenger RNA. Its product is annotated as tripartite motif-containing protein 15. The transcript has 6 exons. NCBI's taxonomy places the organism in Eukaryota, Metazoa, Chordata, Mammalia, Rodentia, Cricetidae. Gene Ontology annotation, molecular function: zinc ion binding. The record is from RefSeq and is a predicted model, not a curated record. The coding region runs from base 294 to 1235 and encodes 313 amino acids.